Messenger RNA from Pecten maximus, 1191 nucleotides. RefSeq lists its product as uncharacterized. The transcript is spliced from 6 exons. The coding region runs from base 371 to 748 and encodes 125 amino acids. The record is from RefSeq and is a predicted model, not a curated record. Lineage: Eukaryota; Metazoa; Mollusca; Bivalvia; Pectinida; Pectinidae.
UUUGUAAUUGGUUGUUAAAUUUAUUUAUUUGUGCUUUUAUUUUAAAACAUAUCAUGCAAUCCUUAUAUUAACAAAUUUGUAUUGUAAAUCAAGCGUUUCAUUGUUGAUACAUGUACCUACCGAUAUAUUAUUUGAUAUACAUGUAUUAUCAAAAUGAAUUAACAUAUUGCAAUAAUUUCAUACUUCAGUGCAGAGUCAUGGAGUAUGACUACGGUAUAUCAUUGGAGCUUAUCACCAGCGUGGAGGUCACUGAGAUAUAGUGAUUGUGGAACCAAAAAGAGGGGCAGUUUAUUUUUAUAAUCCGCUGGGGGAAACUGCAUUUCAACAGAGAAGAGCUAUCAAUAGUUGGAGGAAUUAUGUGAAUAGAAGCAUGGUUUUCAACACAUCAUGGCAUUUGGAAUCAAAGCCACAUGCUAAACAGUUAGAUAGCUGCAACUGUGGAGUAUACUGUUUAAUGUUUGCAGAAAGACAUCUUUCAGGAGAUUCAUUGCUUGACAUCUCUCUAAAAGAUGUUGAAGCAAAGAGAAGGGAGAUAGGAUGUACCUUUCUGCUUUAUGAAGUGUACCUGGAUGAACAAUGUCCUUGCUGUGGAUUUCAAACCAGCAAUGAAAACAAAUCAAAUCUUCUACAAUGCAGAAAUUGUGGAAGAUACUUCCACAAAAAGAACCAUUGUGUUGGAAUGAUGGCUUUGACAAAAGAAAGGACAUUCUUAUGUCACGAGUGUAAAAGUGGUGACAGGAAGAUUUGAAUAUUGGUGGAUUUUACUGUAUUAAUGCUUCCAUUAAAAUGUGAAAGCUGUGAGGCAAUCCAUUAAAACUAAAGACAAUUUAGUAAUUAUUAAUACAUGUAAUAGAAUAUGUAUAUUGUUGAUAAAUUGAUUUAAAUUGAUAAACAAAAAUAAGUAUUUUGAGCUUAUGCUUAUCUUCAAAAUGUCAAGGGUUAUACACUUCUCAAUGUGCUGUUAGCGAUCAAUCAUUGGCUGAUAAUUUGAGAUGAUUAUGUAAAGUAGGGCGUUACAAAAACAAGUGUUGUGACUAUUGCCCAAAACUUCUUGACUGAGUACAUCAGGGCCUAGCACUUAAUUUUAUCAUAAUAAUAAGUAACAAAUUUUGGAUGUAGAUGUCACAUCAUACUUAACAUUGUAAGUGCUUACAUCACAAUGUAUAAUAAAAUUAUAUCAUGGCUAAUAUU